Larimichthys crocea (large yellow croaker) is the source of this 2723-nucleotide messenger RNA. RefSeq names its product WD repeat domain 70 (gene wdr70). Gene Ontology annotation, molecular function: protein binding. Gene Ontology annotation, cellular component: site of double-strand break; nucleus. The record is from RefSeq and is a predicted model, not a curated record. Lineage: Eukaryota; Metazoa; Chordata; Actinopteri; Sciaenidae. The transcript has 18 exons. The coding region runs from base 70 to 2055 and encodes 661 amino acids.
UGGCAGUAUGUGCAUCAAAGAAGAAGAAAGUACUUCCGCUAGUCGAAGGUCAUCUGCGCAUUUGAAAACAUGGAUCCCAACAAAGUGGAUGAAGCAUCAGGCAAGACGAGUGGUGAUGGAGACAUGGCAUCGGUCAUGGGAUUCUCUGGGUUUGGUAAAAAAGCCCGCACGUUUGACCUGGAUGCCAUUUUUGAACAAACCCGUCGCACAGCCAUUGAGAGGAGUCAGCGGAUAUUAGACGAGCGGGAGAAGAGUCACAUGGAGGAGGAAGGAGAGAGCUCCAAAUCAGUCAAGCCAUCAGUCCACGCUCAAAGAGACAAAGCUGCUGCUGCUGCUGCUGCUACUUCCAGAAAACAGGAGAGCGACAGCAGCAGUGCCAGUGACUCGGACUCAGAUUCAGACUCAGAGCUUAUUGGGCCUCCGCUGCCUCCUCAGUAUACAGUGCAGGGCGACGACGACGACGAGCGUAUGAGGCCGCCUCAUCCACCAGGUCACAAAGAGGGCACGGCUCACAGUGAUGAAGAAGACGACGACGAUGAUGAUGAUGAUGAAGGGGAGGCACAAGAUGACGAUGAUGAUGAUAAUCCAGUGAAGAAGAUUCCAGACACUCAUGAGAUCACUCUGCAGCAUGGCACCAAGACAGUAUCAGCUCUUGGCUUGGACCCCUCUGGAGCCCGUUUGGUGACCGGUGGGUACGACUAUGAUGUGCGCUUCUGGGAUUUCGCCGGGAUGGAUCAGUCCCUGCAGGCCUUCCGAUCCCUCCAACCCUGUGAGUGCCAUCAGAUCAAGACCCUGCAGUACAGCACCACUGGCGAUGUCAUCCUGGUGGUUUCAGGCAACGCACAGGCCAAAGUUUUGGACCGUGAUGGCUUCAAUGUCAUGGAGUGUAUAAAGGGAGACCAGUACAUUGUGGAUAUGGCCAACACCAAGGGCCACACAGCAAUGCUGAACUCUGGCUGCUGGCAUCCCAAGAUAAAGGAAGAGUUCAUGACCUGCUCCAAUGAUGGCACUGUGCGCACAUGGGACCUGAGCUCAGAGAAGAAGCACAAGUCUGUGUUCAAACCGCGCUCCUUCCAGGGGAAGAAGGUCAUCCCAACAUGCUGUACCUACAGCCGCGAUGGGAAGCUCAUUGCAGCAGGCUGCCAGGAUGGCACCAUCCAGAUCUGGGACAGAAACCUCAGCGUCCAUACAAAGUUCCACUGUCGGCAAGCACACAUUCCGGGAUCAGACACCUCUUGCCUCUCCUUUUCUUAUGACGGCAUGACUCUCGCUUCACGUGGAGGUGAUGACACUGUGAAGAUGUGGGAUAUACGCAACUUCAGGAAGCCUCUGAAUGUAGCUACCGGGCUGACCAACUACUUUGCAAUGACUGACUGCUGUUUCAGCCCAGAUGACAAACUUCUUGUAACGGGGACCUCAGUGAAGAAAGAAGAGGGGAAUGGGAAGUUGGUUUUCUUUGACCGAGCUUCCUUCCAGAAGGUCUAUGAAAUAGAGGUCACCAACGCAAGCGUCAUCCGCUGCCUGUGGCAUCCGAAACUUAACCAGAUAAUGGUGGGAACUGGGAACGGACUGGCAAAGGUCUACUAUGACCCCGUUAGAAGCCACAGAGGGGCUAAGCUGUGCGUAGUGAAGAGCCAGCGCAAAGAGAAACAAGCAGAGACGCUAACGCAAGAUUACAUCAUCACACCUCAUGCCUUACCCAUGUUCAGAGAGGCCCGGCAGCGGAGUACACGAAAACAGCUGGAGAAGGACAGACUGGACCCAAGGAAAUCACACAAACCCGAGCCUCCUGUAUCCGGACCAGGUCGCGGAGGACGAGUAGCAGCCCAUGGUGGCACUCUGUCAUCAUUCAUUGUGAAGAACAUCGCUUUAGAUAAAACGGAUGACAGCAACCCACGAGAGGCCAUCCUACGUCACGCCAAAGAGGCUUCAGAUAAUCCUUACUGGGUUGCCCCGGCGUACACACAGACCCAACCCGAGCCAGUGUUUGCGGAGGAAUCGGAGGAGGAUGAGGAGGCUGAAAAGGAACCGCAGUGGAAGAAACGCAAGAUAUGAGGCACUUCAACAGCAGCUCAUUUUAUGUAGCGUAGAUGACAGGGUGGGGAUUGUGGUUGGAUAUAUGGCACCACAAGGUCUCAGGAUCAAUCCCAGAACACAAGGUUCCUGUCAGAAACUGUGCAAAGGGUCAUCAAUUAAAAGAAUAAAUUGUGCUCUGUCCUCCCCUCCUCUAAUGUUUUUUUUUAAGGGUGUAUAUAUUUAUGUGUGCUUCCGUGUUGCACAUAAGCGUGAAGGCUUCUUCACUGUGCACGCACGACAUACUUUUAUACAGGUUUAUGUUCCUCUUAUUGCAAUUCAUCAACCACUGGAAAGACUUUUUUUUUGUCGGUUUGGAUUAUCUAGACUUUAUUUUCAUCAUUUCUUUUGUCUUCUCCACCCACAUCUCCAGUGUUUGCUAAUGCCUCAUAAAUCGACUCCAGACUUUGUGGUCUAGUUCUGUUCAUCAGCUAUGAAUAACAGUUUGUGAGUUUUUAAAGGAGUAAAUUGUGUAAAUGUACAAAAUAAAUUGCAGCCAGUUUUUAUUCUUCUUUUUUUUGUUUUGUUUUACAGUUUUAACAGUUUUGUUGGUUGUGAUAUAUAAAAUCUGCUGGAUUUUUUUAUUUCUCCCUCGAAAGCUAAAUGAAAGAAUUUGUAUUCAUGUCAAAUAGUGAUAAAUUUUAUCCAAA